Molecule: messenger RNA, 972 nt
Organism: Laetiporus sulphureus 93-53
Lineage: Eukaryota; Fungi; Basidiomycota; Agaricomycetes; Polyporales; Laetiporaceae
Exons: 2
Coding region: 1-972 (323 amino acids)
Source: RefSeq, a predicted model, not a curated record
AUGCAUCAUGCUUCGCCUCGUAUCUCGAGACGAGCCCGCGGAGAAGCCUGCCUGUCGGCGGCGUUUGCAGACGCGCCUCCGCGCCCCGCUACACGUGCGCGAGGCAGCCGCAUUGGCGACAGGAUCCAUCCACCGGCGAACAAAGGCCGCGUAGCGUACCCGAGCGACGAGCAGAAGCAGACGUCCGCGAUGGCACGCUGCUCGCGAGGAGUGUCAUCGUCAGCGAGAGGCCGUGGCCGUGCGCGAGAGAUACGCGCGUCGCGUGGAUCGGCAUCUUAUGUCCGACAGGCUGGGCAGAAUGCGACGUCGAGGCGGAGUUGGGAAUGCCAGAAAACAACAUCUCCGUGGGAAGACAAAAAGAACGAACGUUCUGGACGUCGGACGUCGGUGGUUUUACGUGUGGACCGAGGUGCUAAUCGCUGGCCGGUUGCUCGACCGGGCGCCAAGCAGAGUCAGGAGGACACACCGUUCCCCUCGGGUGCCGAGCUCGACCGCGUGCGCGGGGCGGGUGUCGACGAUGACGAGAGCGUCGGCGCACCCGGUGACAUCGCAGAAUGGAGGUGUCCACUGCAGGACAUAUGCAUAUGCCUCGCAUACCGCACGAUCACAAUUUCCUCGCUGACCGUCAAUCACGAUCGUGAUGCAGCGACAUGCAAUUGGCCCCGCCCCAAUUGCAUUUUUGCUCCUCCAAUUUUUCCUAUCUCCACCGAUCUCGGAACGACCACACGUGAGAAAGAUCCUGAAGCGGAUGAAGAGACACCAGCACAGCACCCGCCGGCCGCCACUCUUCCAGAUACUAGGCUGAGCAGGACAGCCUCGUUCGCACGCGAGACGCACUGUGUGCUGUCCAAGCCGGGUCGGGAGAGCCUAGCCAGCUAUGCGGAGACGGCGAGACAGCGAGCAGCGCACCGAUGCGGAGCUGUGCGACCGUCCGGCGCGGCUACGAGGCGGUUCUGCCAGAAGCAAGCGUGA